GUGCCUUCCAAUAGCGAUAUAUAGCAGCAAAUUAACAAUGUGCGUAUGCGUGGCCAUACACGACACUGAACCGUUUUGUAUUAUUGGUUAACCCUAAACAGUUCAAGAAAACACGUGAUCACAUCUUUUAAAAAUUUCUAAAGAGGUCGCUAGCUGUAAAUAAUCAACCACCUAUAUCCACAUGCAAAGAGUUUUCUUUCGACUUUGAUUUGAGUGAAAUAUUCUAAUAACGAGACAAUUGCUAUGACUGAUUCUCUAGAUUAAAUAGUUUAGAAAAUGAAAAGUUUUUCAUAGAAUUUCAAAAUUUUAAACAAAAUUAAUUAAUCUAAUUGUUUACUCAACAUAAAAACGAACAAAAUGGUUCCUGAGGAUAAUUCUUCUAUUGGAAAUUUUAAAACUGCGUGGUUAAAGUAUGAUGUAGAUAGUAAAGCUAAACAUCAAUUAUUUUUCAAAGAACAUUCUGUUAGAAAUCAAGAACUCGAAUAUCCUAGAGGAAAAACAUUGUUUGUUUUAAAUAUUCCACCAUACGCCACUUUGUCUGCCAUGCAAGCAGCUUUUUCUAGACAUUGUGGAUGUGUUCAACUUGCUAAAUUUGCUCCAAGUCUUAGCAACAAAGAAUCCGGAUUUAAAGUACUUUACAUUGUAUUUUCGAAAGAAUCUGGAUUACAGAAAGCACUUUCACUUUCGAUAGAUUUUACGUUUGUUUUAAAUACUGAAGAUAGUCCAAAUACUUGUGGAGUCAAGAAGUGGUGCAGACAAUACAAUACCGCAGCUUUACAAAAAGAACAAACACUUAAAGAUUCUAUAGAAAAAUAUAUUAAAGACUAUGAUGCAAAAUGUGAGGAAAAAUUAAAUGCAAAUAAUCAAACUGACGAUGGUUGGACAACGGUAACAGGAAAGAAAAAACGAGGAAAAUUUGCGCCAGCAAGAAAAGAAUCGCUUAUAGAAAAGGCCCAUUCUGUUGAAGAACAAAAAAAGAAAAAGAAACAAUUACUCAAUUUUUAUACAUUUCAAAUACGCGAGUCCAAACGAGAACGUUUAGUCGAAUUACGAAAAAAAUUCGAAUUGGACAAGAAGAAGUUACAACAGUUGAAGUCAAACAGGACAUUUAAACCUUUUGGAUAAUUUAUUUAUAUAAUUAUUCUGUUAUUAUAUAAUAAAAAAUUUAUAAAUUUUAA
Molecule: messenger RNA, 1178 nt
Organism: Chelonus insularis
Lineage: Eukaryota; Metazoa; Arthropoda; Insecta; Hymenoptera; Braconidae
Product: ribosomal RNA-processing protein 7 homolog A
Exons: 6
Coding region: 358-1125 (255 amino acids)
Biological process (GO): rRNA processing; ribosomal small subunit assembly
Cellular component (GO): CURI complex; UTP-C complex
Source: RefSeq, a predicted model, not a curated record